Bactrocera neohumeralis is the source of this 1064-nucleotide messenger RNA. RefSeq lists its product as uncharacterized. Gene Ontology annotation, biological process: regulation of transcription by RNA polymerase II. The coding region runs from base 60 to 953 and encodes 297 amino acids. The record is from RefSeq and is a predicted model, not a curated record. Gene Ontology annotation, cellular component: nucleus; transcription regulator complex. The transcript is spliced from 2 exons. Lineage: Eukaryota; Metazoa; Arthropoda; Insecta; Diptera; Tephritidae.
UAGCGUCAAAUCGCAUCACAUCAAUGACGUGAAGCUAUUGUGCUUACUUUAUUGUGAAAAUGGCUGACACUGAACUUAUUCUGAAAAUAAUUAAUGCUGUAAAAAAGCGUGAUUGCUUAUGGAAUGUACACUCUUCAGAAUAUGCAAAGCGAGACAAAUUAGAAAAGGCUUGGCAAGAAGUUGCUGCUGAUGUAGGCAAACCAGACGUUUUUUGCCGCGAAAAGUGGAGAAAUGUUCGCACUGGCUUCCUACGCAGCAUUCAAUAUAAUACUAAUAUUCGUUCCGACUAUGAUAGUACCGAAGAUUUACCCACCCCCCGUCGCAAACGUUUCUAUUUGUACGAUGAAAUAAAAUUCCUUUUGCCGUCAACGGAAACAAUAGGACAAACUAAAAAGAGACGAAAGCUCUCCCGCGGUGCAAAGCCGAGAAUUUCCAUUGAUGAUAACAGUGGAGAUAUUUGCGAAAUCUCAACUAUACAAACAAGUUUCGCUACACAUGAUGAUAUUAAGCACUACAACAACGACACUAAUCAAAGUACAAACGUCGCCUAUCCAGAAAUAUUGAAUGAACUCCAACUCACCGCUAAUGCAUCUAAACCAUUAACUAGGCAAUCUGAUGUGGCUCUUACAAUGAAAAUGAAUCAACAAUCGCCCCCAUUAAAGCUUGAUGAAGAAAAAGCAGAUCAAAUGAAACAUGCGGCUCCUAUAAAUAUUUCAUCUGGUGCAACAAGAUAUGAAGUGGGCAAUAAUACCACGGUUGGAGAAUCGUUCAAUGUCAGUGCAAAUCGUAUUGAAUCUGACAUUCGCGAUGAGGAGCAACUUCUGGCAUUUUUUCGAGGUAAUAUCGACGAUAUCUUGUCACUGACACGCCCUAAGCAACGUUUGUUCAAGCGACGUAUGCUGGAACUAAUAGACGAUUUGCAUCGGUCGGAUAAUGGCCGUUAUUGUUCUUGACCAUGAAAUGUAAGAUUGAUAUUUAUUAGGUUCUUGACCAUGAAAUGUAAGAUUCACAUUUAUUAAACCUUUCUUAAUCGCAAAUAUGAAUAAACAGAAAAUACAUUCCGA